AUGACAACAUCAUUCCAGAACAAAACGGUCAUCGUGGCUGGUGGAUUUUCCGGGAUUGGAUUGUCAACAGUCAUCCACCUUCUCGAUCUGUGCGAGGCUAUUCAUGUUAUCGAUGUCAGCGACUUUCCUCCUUCGAACUUUGCUCAAGAUAAUGUCUACUUCUAUCCUUCAGUUGAUGUGAGCUUGCGCGAAUCCGUAUCUCAGACCUUCAAAUCAAUUCUUGCACGGUCACCCCGUAUUCAUGGUCUAGUAAACUGCGCCGGUAUCAGUCCUUCAAUAGCGACAAUUCCCGAGCCAGACGCCACUUUCGACAGAGUCAUGGCUGUGAACUGUCGAGGAACUUGGACGCUUGGUACCGAGUUCCUCCGCCAUAUCCAAUCCAUCCACAAGGAUGGGUUACCAACAUAUUCUACGAGCAUGGUGAUAAUUGGCUCAUCAGCAUCAAUGCGAGGCUAUAGGUCUCUUGCUGCGUAUACUUGCAGCAAGCAUGCUGUCCUGGGCCUGGCUCGUGCGUGGGCACUAGAGUAUGCACAAAUGGGCCUUCGUGUCAAUCUGGUUGCUCCUGGUUCAACAAUGACACCUAUGUUUCAGGCUCAACUUGCAAAUAGCGGUCUAAGGAAUGAAUCAACCCUCCAAGCAGUGGCCCAAAUCCCUAUGGCUCGAUGGGCCGAGCCCUCGGAGAUUGCGAGCAUGAUUGGAUUUUUGCUGAGCGAUGCGGCUUCGUAUAUCACCGGUCAGGCAAUUCCCGUCAAUGGUGGAGAAUUCUAG
Molecule: messenger RNA, 768 nt
Organism: Penicillium arizonense
Lineage: Eukaryota; Fungi; Ascomycota; Eurotiomycetes; Eurotiales; Aspergillaceae
Product: SDR family NAD(P)-dependent oxidoreductase
Exons: 1
Coding region: 1-768 (255 amino acids)
Molecular function (GO): oxidoreductase activity
Source: RefSeq, a predicted model, not a curated record